Trichoplusia ni (cabbage looper) is the source of this 550-nucleotide messenger RNA. It is a transcript of the gene RpS24, whose product is annotated as 40S ribosomal protein S24. Gene Ontology annotation, cellular component: ribosome. Lineage: Eukaryota; Metazoa; Arthropoda; Insecta; Lepidoptera; Noctuidae. The transcript is spliced from 2 exons. The record is from RefSeq and is a predicted model, not a curated record. Gene Ontology annotation, biological process: translation. Gene Ontology annotation, molecular function: structural constituent of ribosome. The coding region runs from base 106 to 504 and encodes 132 amino acids.
AAACUGCGGUUUUAGUACUGGCAACAUUAGCGCCUUCUUUCUUUUUCUCUGUAAGUGUUGGAGACACGUGCGUCGUUUACGGCGAAAUCUCUAAAAUAGUCCAAAAUGACUGAAGGAACAGCAACAAUUCGCACGCGCAAAUUCAUGACCAACAGAUUGUUGGCGCGCAAGCAGAUGGUUUGCGAUGUCCUCCACCCGGGAAAGCCUACUGUCAGCAAAACCGAGAUCCGUGAGAAGCUGGCUAAGAUGUACAAGGUGACACCUGAUGUUGUGUUCGUGUUCGGCUUCAAGACUAACUUCGGUGGCGGCAAGUCAACUGGCUUUGCCCUGAUCUACGACACAUUGGACUUGGCUAAGAAGUUUGAGCCUAAGCACAGACUAGCCCGCCACGGCCUUUAUGAAAAGAAGAGGCCCACACGCAAACAGCGUAAGGAACGCAAGAACAGGAUGAAGAAGGUGCGUGGUACCAAGAAAUCUAAAGUAGGCGCGGCCGCCAAGAAGUGAUGUGACGGAUAGAACUGUAAGUUAAUAAAAAAAUCCAAAAAACCUA